Selaginella moellendorffii is the source of this 1369-nucleotide messenger RNA. RefSeq names its product ethylene-responsive transcription factor-like protein At4g13040. Gene Ontology annotation, molecular function: DNA-binding transcription factor activity; DNA binding. The transcript is spliced from 7 exons. The coding region runs from base 604 to 1158 and encodes 184 amino acids. Gene Ontology annotation, biological process: regulation of DNA-templated transcription. NCBI's taxonomy places the organism in Eukaryota, Viridiplantae, Streptophyta, Lycopodiopsida, Selaginellales, Selaginellaceae. The record is from RefSeq and is a predicted model, not a curated record.
GGAGAGAGUUGGGUUGGGUUUCUUCUUUCUUUCUCUUUCUUUCUAUUAAGUGGUGUGCCCCCGUGUGCGUGUGCGUGAGUUUAAGCGUCCACCACCACCACCAUCCAUGGCGUCGAGGGUGGUGCGCUAGUCCCCUCGCUCGUUUCGUUUAGCAAAAGGUGGCAAGCAAAGAUUUGGAGGCUUUUGGGGCGCCGCUCUCGCCGAUUCCAGCGAUUGGGGAACUGGGCUGUGCUCGCCGCCGCGCCUCGCAAGGUUUAGCGCCGACCCAUUUGCUCGGCCGCCUCCAUUGGAUCCCAGGGAAUGCUCCAAAACGCUACACGGCUAGAGCGCUAGAACACAUCCAGGGGGGAGCUUUGGAUUUGGAGCAAAGGGGAAGAACAGUGGUAGGACAGUAGCUCGCGGACAAACUAGCCGCGGGGAAGGGAUCCAGGAAAGCUUGGAGCUUACGGCGUGAACAGGAAGGAAGGGUGCGUAGAAAUCGAGCUUUUGCUUUGGUGGAGGGCCGGGAAGGAGAAAAGCUGUGCUGCUACAAGUCGAUUCGAGGGUGGGACUAGCUUUACUGUCGUUUUGGUGGAGACUUUGAAAGAGCUUUAGCUGGAGGCCAUGGUCAGCAUUCGAAAACGAAAGCACCUGAGUGAGAAAUGUAGGCUGCAGCAAGCUUCCAACAAGUGUAGUGAAAAUGUGGAGCCUCUGGCGCUGGCCAUGUAUCGGCCGGAUGGAACAGACUUGCAGGAGUACAUAGGCAAGCCACCACCUCUCGCUUUCAAAACCCCCUUCAAAGACAAGGAGCUCAAGAAGCGAAAGCUACACCGGAGGAAGCAAGUGAAUAACCAGGAGCCGUGCAUGCUGCGGGGAGUUUAUUUCAAGAACUUGAAGUGGCAGGCUGCCAUCAAAGUUGGGAAGAAACAAGUCCAUCUGGGAACCGUCAACACCCAAGAAGAGGCUGCUCAUCUCUACGACAGAGCUGCUUAUAUGUGUGGAAGGGAGCCAAACUUCCAACUCACAGACGAAGAGAAACAAGAGCUACAAUCGUUCGAGUGGGAGGAGUUUUUGGCACUCACUCGCAAGGCAAUUGCUCACAAGAAGAUGCAAAAUAAGCUCGAGGCUCAAAUGCGUAGAAGGCAAGCCGCCAUGGCCGUCAAGACGGAGCAAAGUUGAAUGGAUGAAAGAGAGAGCACACGUCCAUUCUUUGAUUCGUUUUCCUUGCCUUGGGUUUGUAUACUAGAUCCACAGCUAGAGAAGAAGGAAAAGCUGGAGAGAGGAAGGGAGAUGGAUGGUUUUUGUUGUAGAGCGAUAGAUGAUCCUAGCAUUGUGUACUAAAAGGAACUCAAGAGGUUGGAUCCACAAAAAAUCUAGUCUUUCUUUUCUA